GUUUAGCGCAAUAUUUAUGUCAACACUUCUUGUUGAUUUCGAAUUAUUUCAAGAUUCGAAAUUCAAAAGAAGGAAAUUUGUAAAUACCAAAACAAAACUAGAUUCAACCAAAAAUCUAAACAAAAAUGGUACGAGUAAAGUUCAGAUAUGUGGUCGUACAAAUAGUUCCAGAAGAUGAUAACAAGAAGGGUGGGCUAGCAUUCACCGAUCUGUCCAUUGCCCAAUGCAUAAUCAAAAAUGUUCAAAAGUAUUAUGGUGAUGUUGGAGUUGCAGCUAUUCGUUCUGGGCUGAAGUGUAAAUAUUGCAAUGAACAGACACGUAUCGCUAUAAUUCGGAUAAAACAUCGACCGCACAGAUUUGUGACGAGCAUACUUCCGCUGAUAGCUGUGGUUGGCGAUCACCUGGUUAAAUUUCGGACACUUUACAAUGGAGCAACCAUAAUGCAUUGCAAUAAGUUCAUAGUCAAUUUUCAGAAGCAAUUCCUAGAUCAAAAAAUGAAGAAUAUCACAAUGGGUCAACAAAAAGAAUUGCUGAAGAAAGUUAUGAAUAUCAAGGGCGUUGAGAAGUAAAACUUUAAAUAGAAAAUUGUUGUUGU
Molecule: messenger RNA, 595 nt
Organism: Bradysia coprophila
Lineage: Eukaryota; Metazoa; Arthropoda; Insecta; Diptera; Sciaridae
Gene: Pop5
Product: POP5 ribonuclease P/MRP subunit
Biological process (GO): tRNA 5'-leader removal
Cellular component (GO): ribonuclease P complex
Molecular function (GO): ribonuclease P RNA binding
Source: RefSeq, a predicted model, not a curated record